Eremothecium sinecaudum is the source of this 1680-nucleotide messenger RNA. RefSeq names its product chaperonin-containing T-complex alpha subunit TCP1 (gene TCP1). NCBI's taxonomy places the organism in Eukaryota, Fungi, Ascomycota, Saccharomycetes, Saccharomycetales, Saccharomycetaceae. The record is from RefSeq and is a predicted model, not a curated record. Gene Ontology annotation, biological process: protein folding. Gene Ontology annotation, molecular function: ATP hydrolysis activity; ATP-dependent protein folding chaperone; ATP binding. Bases 1 to 1680 code for a protein of 559 amino acids. The transcript has a single exon. Gene Ontology annotation, cellular component: chaperonin-containing T-complex.
AUGGCUCAGGUAUAUAAUAAUCAACGUUCGGAUACUUUAUUUUUAGGCGGUGAGAAGGUCUCUGGUGAUGACAUUCGUAACCAAAAUGUGUUAGCAGCAUUAGCGGUGGCAAAUGUGGUUAAAUCAUCAUUAGGACCUGUAGGUUUGGAUAAGAUGCUUGUGGAUGACAUUGGUGACUUUACGGUUACUAAUGAUGGUGCGACAAUUCUAUCUUUGUUGGAUGUUCAACACCCAGCGGGUAAAAUUUUAGUGGAUUUAGCUCAACAACAAGACCGUGAGGUUGGCGAUGGAACGACUAGUGUAGUUAUUAUAGCAUCAGAAUUAUUGAAAAGAGCUAACGAGUUAGUUAAGAAUAAGAUUCAUCCUACUACAAUUAUUACUGGGUUUAAGGUGGCACUAAGAGAAGCCAUCCGCUACAUUGACGAAGUGCUAUCGCAGCCUGUUGAUACUUUAGGAAAAGCGACCCUUGUUAGCAUUGCUAAGACUAGUAUGUCUUCUAAAAUUAUUGGUUCCGAUUCCGAAUUCUUCAGCAAUAUGGUUGUAGACGCAUUGUUGGCUGUGAAAACCCAAAACAAUAAGGGUGAAACCAAAUACCCUGUUAAAGCUGUGAAUAUCCUAAAGGCUCAUGGUAAGUCCGCUAAAGAGUCUGUUUUAGUACAAGGUUAUGCUUUGAACUGUACUGUAGCUUCUGCGGCUAUGCCAAAACAAAUUACCGGUGGCAACGUUAAAAUUGCAUGUUUGGAUAUAAACCUGCAAAAAGCUAGAAUGGCCAUGGGUGUUCAAAUUAACAUUGAUGAUCCAGAUCAAUUGGAAGAGAUCAGGAAACGUGAAUCGGGCAUGGUGCUUGAGCGCAUUAAGAAGAUCAUUGAUGCUGGUGCCAAGGUUGUUCUAACUACAAAGGGCAUUGACGAUCUUUGCCUAAAGGCAUUUGUUGAGGCCAAAGUAAUGGCUAUUAGACGUUGUAAGAAGGAGGACCUAAGAAGGAUUGCACGUGCAACUGGAGCCCAAUUAAUUAGCUCAAUGGUUAAUUUGGAAGGUGAGGAAACUUUUGAGGCAGGGUACCUAGGUACCUGUCAGGAAGUUGUUCAAGCUAAAUUCUCAGACGAUGAAUGUAUUCUCAUCAAGGGAACGUCAAAGCAUUCCUCUUCCUCAAUAAUCUUGCGUGGUCCUAACGACUACUCUCUAGACGAAAUGGAACGUUCAUUGCACGACGCUCUAAGUGUUACCAAGAGAACUCUAGAGAGCGGACAUGUUGUUCCUGGAGGUGGGUGCGUAGAAGCCGCCCUAAACAUAUACCUGGAUAACUUUGCAACAACGGUUGGUUCCAGAGAACAAAUGGCAAUCGCAGAAUUCGCGGCUGCCCUUCUUGUUAUUCCAAAGACUCUUGCGGUUAACGCAGCCAAAGAUUCCAGUGAUCUCAUUGCAAAACUUAGAUCAUACCACUCUGCAAGCCAGCAAGCCAGGCCUAACGAUCUCAAGAAGAAAAAAUACAAGAACUAUGGUCUAGAUUUAAUUAAAGGCAAAAUUGUCGACGAGUUAAGUGCCGGUGUUUUAGAACCAACAAUCAGUAAGGUUAAAUCCUUGAAGUCUGCACUCGAGGCUUGUAUUGCUAUUCUAAGAAUUGACACCAUGAUCACGGUUGACCCAGAACCUCCAAAAGAAGACCCUCAUGGCCACUAG